GCUUGAUCACUGAUAACUGCUAGAGGAUCACUUUAAGAAAAUCUGUUUACGCAUCAUCGUCUGAUGGUCUGGUGCUCCCCCUCUACACCCAAAUCAUUGGCGCUGACCGUCGGCUGCUUCACAGCUGGGGCUUCUUUGUUCGCUCUCGGCGCUUAUCUCUCUUUCGUCAAUAUCGCGCCUCAGCAGGCACGCAUCAAAGCUCGAAACGAUUUCGUUAGAGAGCGUCUCAAGAAGAAAUACGGUAACUAAUCACAAUCCCUCUCUCAACACAAUC
Molecule: messenger RNA, 274 nt
Organism: Telopea speciosissima
Lineage: Eukaryota; Viridiplantae; Streptophyta; Magnoliopsida; Proteales; Proteaceae
Exons: 1
Coding region: 64-249 (61 amino acids)
Source: RefSeq, a predicted model, not a curated record